AUGAGACCGUCAGCUAUUCGUUUGCUCAAUAUCCUGGUCCCAGUGAAGCGGUCUGUGGACUAUGCUGUCAAGAUCCGCGUCAAUCCUCAGCAAACUGGAAUUGACACCAAUGUCAAACAUUCGAUGAAUCCUUUUGACGAAAUCGCCGUUGAGGAAGCUGCGAUCCUUCGUCAAAAGCACAAGGACGCCGUGAAAACCAUAAAAGCUAUCACAAUCGGACCUUCAAAAUCUGUGGAUACUCUACGUACAGCGCUCGCAAUGGGUGCUGAUUCCGCCAUUCACGUCGAAAUCCCUGAAUCACAACCGUCACCAGAGCCCCUUGCCGUGGCCAAGACUCUCCGUGCAGUCAUUGAACGCCAAAACUCAGCCGCCGCUAGCGAUGCAGAUAAGAUUGACCUAGUGAUCCUCGGGAAGCAGGCUAUUGAUGACGAUCUUGGUGUGACGGGUCAGAUGCUGGCGGGCUUGUUGGGAUGGAGUCAGGCAACGUUUGCGAGCAAGGUUGAUGUGGAUAUAGCGAAGAAUGAAGUGCUUGUGGUUCGGGAGAUCGAUGGCGGUGGGGAGGAGAUUAGAUGCAAGCUUCCCAUGGUUAUUACAACCGAUCUUCGUCUCAACGUUCCCCGCUAUGCGACGCUACCGAACAUUAUGAAGGCCAAGAAGAAGCCAGUCGAAAAACUUUCCCCUUCGGAUCUUGGUGUUGACUACACGCCUCAGCUCGAGACGCUCAAAGUCACCGAGCCUCCCACGCGCGUGGGCGGAGGGAAAGUCUCCAAUGUUGACGAGCUAUUGGCGAAGCUCAAAGAGGCUGGCAUCCAAGCUGCAUGA
Molecule: messenger RNA, 822 nt
Organism: Psilocybe cubensis
Lineage: Eukaryota; Fungi; Basidiomycota; Agaricomycetes; Agaricales; Agrocybaceae
Exons: 6
Coding region: 1-822 (273 amino acids)
Cellular component (GO): cytosol
Molecular function (GO): electron transfer activity
Source: RefSeq, a predicted model, not a curated record